GCUGAGCAGGGAGUGAAACUGGCUCCCUAUCUCCGCCAUUGUGGCUCCCAGUUCUGUGGCUCCGCUACCCGACGCCGGCUCUGAGUUUGAGCCGCGAUGGCGUCAGUUUCACACUGAAGUUCCUCGUCUUGUGUUUUCCCGCAGUCCUCCCCGGUAACUGGAUCCGCUUGCGGUUUCCGGAGGCAAGGUGUUGCUUUCACAAAGGGCUUUUUUUUUUGUUUUGUUUUGUUUUGUUUUUUUGGAGAACCUGAAAAGAACGACCCCAGGUGAGGGGAGGACCGGUUUCUGAAGCUCUCGCCCCAUUUCUGCAGGAGCCCCGAUGUGGAGAUGUCUCUGUCGGACGCAGAGGAAGGGCUGGUGAUGGACACUGUCCCCAGUGAGGAGGAAGAGGAGGAGGAGGAGGAGGAGGCAGGGAUGGAGUUUGUCCACAUCAAUGAAGAGGGGGUGCAAGUCCAGAUGUCUCUGUCGGACCCCAGAGAGGACCCGGAGACCCCAGAACCCCUUGCCGGCGAAGAGAAGACCCCGAAAGAGACGUCCGCCGAACUUGAACCCUUGGAUCCCCCCUCCCUGUGCAUAGCGGACCCCUCAGAGCUGGGGGGCAUCGUGAUCAAACAGGAGGUCGAUUCGGGAGAGAGCGAAGCAGAGGAGAGCGGGGAGACUGGGGGGCUGUGCCCGGUCACGGAGGACGGGCUCAGCGGCGGGCAGGACCUCUUCCGCUGCCCGGAAUGCGGGCAGACUUUCAGUCUCCACUCCCAGCUGGCUUCCCACAGGCGGCGCGGCCACCGCGCCCGGGAGAGACCGUACUACUGCGCGGUCUGUGCCAAGUGCUUCUACCAAGCGGGGGACCUGCGCAAGCACCAGCGCAUUCACACGGGCAAGAAGCCCCACGGCUGCCCCCAGUGCGGCAUGCGCUUCACCCAGUCAGGGGUCCUGAAGCGGCACCAGCGCACGCACACGGGGGAGAAGCCUCACGCCUGCCCCGUGUGCGGGAAGAGCUUCAGCAUGAAGCACAACCUGCAGACUCACCGGCGCAUCCACACAGGGGAGCGGCGCUACGGCUGCGAGCAGUGCGGGAGGAGCUUCACCCAGCUGCCCCACCUCCGGAGGCACGAGCAGGUCCACUCCGGGGUCAAGCCCUUUGAGUGCUCCGUCUGCAGCAAGCGCUUCACCAGGGCCUCCAAUCUGAGAUCGCAUCAGAAGCUGCACCCGUGACCCGAGCUUCGACGUGAUUGGACGGGUUACAGUCAGGGCUGGCUCCGAAAGACCGCCUUUUAACAACAACAGCAACAACAACAACAAUAAUAAUAAUAAUAAUAAUAAUAAGUUAUAAUCAAACUCGCUCCGACUGGUGACACUUCAAAAUAAUAAUAAAGCAGAAACUCCACACCUGACCCCCUGAGAGGUCACAGGGGGUCACUGAGAGGUCACAGGGGGUCACCGAGAGGUCAAUGAAGCCCGAGCUACAACCUGGCUCUCCCUUGAAGAUCACAUUCAACAACAACAACAAAUAAUAAUAAUAAUAAUAAUAAUAAUAAUAAUGACACAGAAACUCCAGACCUGAGAUGCCAGCGGUUCAUAGUAAUGUUUGACUCUCAACUCUCCAGCAGUGUUUGUUUUGAGUAGGACAAAAACAGCGUUACCUGUUUUUCAUAUUCCGUGAUGAAACGGUACUGAAUUAUCCAGAGGGGGUUCAGGAUUGCAUGUGCAGGAUGAUGGGUGGAUGUCAGUGAUGUCAUUUUUGA
Messenger RNA from Acipenser ruthenus (sterlet), 1742 nucleotides. RefSeq names its product zinc finger protein 22-like. The coding region runs from base 328 to 1212 and encodes 294 amino acids. Lineage: Eukaryota; Metazoa; Chordata; Actinopteri; Acipenseriformes; Acipenseridae. The transcript has 3 exons. The record is from RefSeq and is a predicted model, not a curated record.